AUUGCAGAAUGAGUUCCUUCGUGCCGCAGAUGUGAGCUGUGGUCUGACUGACUGUCCUCUCCUUGUCGUCGUCGUUAUCGGUUCCGGGUGAGGAAUUUGUUUCCCGGUCGGAGGGAGAGGGGUGACGCACCGGCUCUGCCUGACUGGCUGCUGAUGCAAUGGGAUCACGCUUUGCCUGAGAGGAGCGCUUGGCUGUGCUGCUGGCAGAGUCCUUCAGGCCGUUUUCAAGUUUCUUAAUAAAAGAAACAUUUGCUGUAAAUACAAAAGAUUCUCAACACUCCAGAAAAUGGCAAACGUUCAGAUUGGUGAUUUUUGCUCUCUUAAUCCACUGGAACUUUUUCAACAAGUAACUGCACAAGGAGAAAAAGUCAGGUCAUUAAAGGCUGAGAAAGCAGCAAAGGAUGAAAUCGAUGCAGCAGUUCAGUUAUUGUUAUCUUUAAAACUGAGUUAUAAAACAGCAACGGGCGAAGACUAUAAAGCAGGGUCCCCUCCGACAGAGUUUGCACCCAUCAGUAAUGGUCCAGGUGAUGCUGAAGGUGAUGAUUUUGUUGACCCUUGGACAGUACAGACAUCUAACGCAAAAGGAGUCGAUUAUGAUAAACUUAUUGAUCGAUUUGGAAGCAGCAAAAUUGAUAAAGACCUCAUCAAUCGGAUUGAGAGAAUUACAGGGCACAAACCACACCACUUCUUACGCAGAGGCAUUUUCUUUUCUCAUAGAGAUAUGAACCAAAUUCUGGACACAUAUGAAAAUAAGAAGCCAUUUUACCUUUACACAGGCAGAGGUCCUUCUUCCGAGGCAAUGCAUGUUGGUCACCUUAUCCCAUUUAUUUUUACAAAGUGGUUACAAGACGUGUUUAAUGUUCCCUUAGUUGUCCAGUUGACUGACGAUGAAAAGUAUCUCUGGAAAGAUCUUACAAUUGAGAAAGCUUAUCAGUACGCUAUAGAAAACAUCAAGGACAUUAUAGCCUGUGGAUUUGAUGUCAACAAAACCUUCAUCUUUUCAGAUCUCCAUUAUUUGGGGUUGAGCCCAGGAUUCUACAAGAACAUUGUUAAAGUCCAGAAACAUGUUACUUUCAACCAAGUGAAAGGAAUUUUUGGUUUUACAGAUAGUGACUGCAUAGGUAAAAUCAGUUUUCCUGCAAUUCAAGCAGCUCCAUCCUUUAGCUCAUCGUUUCCACAUAUCUUCAACAACAGGGAGAACAUUCAGUGUCUGAUCCCAUGUGCAAUUGAUCAGGAUCCAUAUUUCAGAAUGACGAGGGAUGUGGCUCCUCGGAUUGGAUAUCCCAAGCCAGCAUUGCUCCAUUCGGUCUUCUUUCCAGCCCUGCAGGGAGCACAAACAAAAAUGAGUGCUAGUGACCCCAAUUCCUCUAUUUUUCUUACUGAUACACCCAAACAAAUUAAAACCAAGAUCAAUAAGCAUGCCUUCUCUGGCGGCAAAGAUACUAUUGAAGAGCACAGGAAAUAUGGAGGAAAUUGUGAAGUAGAUGUAUCUUACAUGUACCUCUCCUUCUUCCUUGAAGAUGAUGACAAAUUGGAACAAAUUAAACAGGCCUAUACAAGUGGAGCACUACUAACGGGAGAACUCAAAAAGAUGCUGAUUGAAACACUUCAGCCAUUGGUUGCAACUCACCAACAAAGGCGAAAGCAGAUCACAGAUGAAAUGGUGAAGGAAUUCAUGACUCCGCGGAAGCUGGCAUUUGAUUUUUAAUCCUACAGGUGCAUGUUAAUUUAUCAAUAGAUUCAGAACACAGUGGGUCAAUGCUGUCCUGCCCUACUGCAUAUGUCACCUGUCUGUGAUGACGUCUGGGCUGAAGUCAAUGUUUCUUCAAAAAAAUUACUUACUCCAUAUGUGUCAACAACUGUUUGGGAAAGCAUUGUUUAUGAGUCUGAAAGAACCAGCCACAAAUUGCAGCCUUGAUUGGACUGUUGUAAGUUCCCAGGAUAAUUAGGUCACCUAGAAAAAUCAUUCAAGAGCAGACUACUCAUCAACAGAUGCCUCAUAGAAUGUAUGAUUAGAGAACAUGAUAAUGUUACAUCAAUAAAGAUUUAUGUACAAUGCCAGGUG
Molecule: messenger RNA, 2065 nt
Organism: Anolis sagrei ordinatus
Lineage: Eukaryota; Metazoa; Chordata; Lepidosauria; Squamata; Anolidae
Gene: WARS1
Product: tryptophanyl-tRNA synthetase 1
Biological process (GO): tryptophanyl-tRNA aminoacylation
Cellular component (GO): cytoplasm
Molecular function (GO): tryptophan-tRNA ligase activity; ATP binding
Source: RefSeq, a predicted model, not a curated record